Molecule: messenger RNA, 1521 nt
Organism: Copidosoma floridanum
Lineage: Eukaryota; Metazoa; Arthropoda; Insecta; Hymenoptera; Encyrtidae
Gene: MED19
Product: mediator complex subunit 19
Biological process (GO): positive regulation of transcription by RNA polymerase II
Cellular component (GO): mediator complex
Molecular function (GO): transcription factor binding; transcription coregulator activity
Source: RefSeq, a predicted model, not a curated record
AGUACUUCUUGGGGAUUUCUCUCGAAGCGUCGAAGCAUAUAUAUAAUAUAUACUUUCGCUUCCGGAGCAUAGUAAACGCAAGAUAUGGUCCAUGCGUAUUGACGGGACCGGAGGACCAGUUUGCCUGCCGUCGUCGAGAGUAUGAUGCCGAGCGGGCACCAGCUCUCUGGGACACCCAGCUGGGCUGAAUGCUGAGCAAGUGACGCCUAGAAGUGAUAAUAAGUGUGACACAUCAAAGAAUAUAAGAAAAAGUAGUUUAGUCAUUGGACAACCAAAACAUUGCUUCUUUGGUGAAAGUGCAAUGAACUAAACACCUUGCCAAAAUGAUGGGGGAUCAGUUUCGUACCAAAGUGGAGCCAUACUCUCCAAAAUCCUCACCCAGGGGUGCCAGAUCUCCUGUUGUCUCCCGACAGGAUUCCACAGGCACACUAAAGACCACCAUUUCCCUGGGAAAAAAUCCAUCGAUUGUCAAUUGUGGACCGUUUUAUUUGAUGAAAGAGCCACCUGCCGAGAGUGAAUUAACAGGUGCCAGGAAUCUGAUGGCCUUUUACAAUCUUGAACAUUCGUACAGUAAAUUUAGUGGAAAGAAACUUAAAGAACAGUUAUCAUCAUUUCUACCAAAUUUACCUGGAGCCAUUGAUACACCUGGUGAUCAAGAUAAUAGUUCCUUGAGAUCUGUGAUUGAGAAACCUCCAAUUGGUGGCAAAGAACUACUUCCGCUGACUAGUGUACAGUUAUCAGGUUUUAGAUUGCACCCAGGACCGCUUCCUGACCAGUAUCGAAAUGCAAAUCAAACUCCACAGAAAAAACACAAGAAUAAACACAAACGACAUAAACAUAAACCUGGAGAAAUUCCUAGUGGUCAAGAGACAACAGUAACAGAUAUCGUUGGAGCGGAUAUUCAUGAGAAAAAGCAUAAGAAACAGAAGCGACACGAUGAAGAAAAAGAAGCGAGGAAAAAGCGCAAAAAGGAGAAGAAACGAAAAAAGCAAAAGCAUAGUCCUGAACAUUCUGGGGGAUUAACGCCAUCUCAGCACUCGAACUCGUGAUCUUUGAGUGAUCAUUUCUUUUCAUCUGUUUUGUGCGACGAGUCUUCCUCAUUCUCAAAUGUGACUUUUUAAUCUUUUUUUUUUUUUUCUUUUUCUUUAGGCACCAUCAACGUAUUGAAGUGCCUUAUUUAAAAAAAUUCUAGCUCAACUUUUUAAAUUCAGUCUCGGAUUUAAAUUGAUUCAUUUUUUUCAACUAUCUCAAUGUAACAGCUACCAUAUUCGAUACUUUUUGUCAUCAUACAAGAAAGCCAUUGGUACUGUUCAUUCAAUCUUUUAUGAAAAUUUAUUUUUGUUUCAAAUCAUUGUACAUAGAUUCAUUUACUACUUUUUUUAAGGAGCUUACUUAAAUAUGAAUUGUGUACCCGGUUUGUGAAUAUAUUAAAAUUUGCAAAUUUUUAGUUUCAAAGAAAAGCAUAAUUCUAUUUGUAAAUAUAACUAAUUUUAGAUUAAGAUCUAAAAUUAAGUCGAUAUA